This is a messenger RNA of Podospora pseudocomata, 3679 nucleotides long. It is a transcript of the gene CDC25, whose product is annotated as cell division cycle-related protein. Gene Ontology annotation, biological process: Ras protein signal transduction; positive regulation of GTPase activity. Gene Ontology annotation, cellular component: plasma membrane. The coding region runs from base 1 to 3480 and encodes 1159 amino acids. Gene Ontology annotation, molecular function: guanyl-nucleotide exchange factor activity; protein binding. NCBI's taxonomy places the organism in Eukaryota, Fungi, Ascomycota, Sordariomycetes, Sordariales, Podosporaceae. The record is from RefSeq and is a predicted model, not a curated record. The transcript is spliced from 3 exons.
AUGAACGGCCUCGUGGGGUCGGCACCUCCUGGUGCCAUGUACGUCAGGGCGCUCUAUGAUUACGAGGCUGAUGACAGGACGAGCUUGAGCUUUCACGAAGGCGACAUUAUCCAGGUCAUUACUCGGCUCGAGAGCGGAUGGUGGGACGGUGUCAUCAACGGCGUCAGAGGCUGGUUUCCUAGUAAUUACUGCCAGAUCAUUGAUGAACUCCCAGAGCUUGAAGAAAACGGCGAGCCAGAACAGGUCGAGGAGGAACCUGAUGACCACCCGGAAGUAUACGAAGGAGAGUAUGAGGAUGAAGAUGGCUCCGAACUUGACGAUGUCGAGGGCCUUCCCCUCGAGGGAACCGAAGGCGACAGGCUGAGGGCCGAUUUCUGGAUCCCUCAAGCCACUCCAGACGGCAGGCUAUUCUACUACAACACCAUGACGGGCGAGAGCAGAGCGGACCUGCCACUCGAGUCUCCCUCUUCGGUGACCGAGACAGGCCCAAGAGAUCGCAUGAAUCUUAGUGUUCCCGACCGAACAAGGCCGCCGGCCGAAAUGAUUGCCAGAGGGCUGACCCGAGACGAGGAGGACGAAUCGGACGUCAACUCGGCAUCCGAACUAGAAGGCGAGGCUCUGAUGAACAUGCGAGGCUCAGCGCCUGUUUCACGCCGAUUCCAGAUGGGUGACGGUAUUUCUCCAGCACCAUCCAUGGAUUCUAUGAACGGACAGUCGCCGGUGACGAGAGCUCGCGGCGAGACGUUUCCAAACGGCAGCUCAGCUCAGACCCCAAUGGUAUCUUCAGCCACUGCGUUUACCAGCUCCGGGUUCAACCUGCCUACUGCUGCAACGAUUCCGCGAUCCUUUUUCGACGACGGAACGACACCUGCACUCAACUGGCCUCGUUUGGUGUCCAACAUGAAGAAGGCUAUUGACCGCUACAGGGAGGCCAUCACGUGUGGCAACAGGGCAGAGUAUGUUGCACGCGCUGAAGACAUCUCAGAUCACUUGCGCCUUCUCUUGGCAGCAGGCUCCGGAACGACCGACAACCACUCAGGCCAACCCUCGAUCAUCUCGACAAACAAGGCGCUCUACCCGCAUUUCCGUGACAUGAUGUCCAAGUUUAGCAAGCUCGUCAUCUCUUCACACAUCGCGGCGGCGGACUGGCCCAACGCCGAGUCGAUACAAAAAUGCCUGCAGGAAGCCGACGGCGUCCUGCUAGGUGUCUUUAGCUAUCUUGAGGUUGCAAAGCAGCAACGAGGCGACGAGAUUCCACGACUGUUCCCAGGCUUUGUUAUUGGGUCGAAUGCGGGUGGCAGCUGGCAGAACAAUGGACUAGGUCCUCGUGACGCCAUCACCACCAACUUUCUCGAGGAUGAGGAAGGCCUGGUUGAACCAAAUGCCCUCCUGGAUGGCAAGCUUCUGGAGCGGCUUGAUGAGCUGAAAAGGAUGGUGGUCUCGAGCAUCCGUGAGCUGAAUAAGAACCUGCUGGUUACGGACAAGAUCAUCACUCCCUACAAGCACGAAAUGAUUGGAAAUGCUGUUUGCGCCGCCGGCAGCAAGGUACUGGAUAUGUUCAAGCCCUGGAUUGCCAUGAUUGAAUCAAUCGACCUCUCGCUGCUGGACAACACGUUCCAAACGCCGCAACUUGCCGACUUUAGCACCAACAAGCAGAGUUUAUAUGAUAAUAUCUCUGAUUUGAUUCUGGGUUGUCAAGCAGUGGCUGGUCCGUUGGCGGACGAGUGGUCAGAGGUGAGGGGUCAAGCUCUGGAGGAACGGCUGGAGUAUGUCCGAAACUGCGCACGAGCACUGGAGACGAAUUCAUCCCAUAUCGGAUUCUCGCUCCAGCUUCUUUCCGAGCAGGUUUCGAUUGUCUUGCAGCAACAGGCCGAGACGCGCAUGCGGGAAGAAGUGCCCACGCGAGAGCAACCAAGAAGGAUGGAGACCAUGCCAUAUGAGCGACCGCAUCAGCGGACAGAGUCGCUGUCGCGGCCUGUCAGACCGGGAAUGCCUAUGGGGUCGCAGUCGUUUACUGAAGGUGACACCAUGAUGACGACUAACCCGUACCGGAAGGAUGACAAGCUUAAGAAGUUCUUUGGAGAAGACCCUACCCCGGUGCAGCAAACGUUGAUCGACGACACCCCCGAGUUCUUGAGGCUGGACCACGAUGUCGACCUUUCCUGGGACCUCAAGACCCAACCGCCAACGGUCAAGGGUGGUUCCCUGAUGGCCUUGGUGGAGCAACUUACACGGCACGACAAGCUCGACGCCAACUUCAACAACACCUUUCUUCUUACCUAUCGGUCGUUCACAUCAGCACGAGAGCUCUUUGAGCUUUUGGUGAAGAGGUUCAACCUGCAACCGCCAGAAGGACUGACCCAACCCGAGUAUGACCAGUGGACAAACCAGAAACAAAAACUGAUCCGCUUCCGCAUCGUCAAUAUCUUGAAGAACUGGUUCGACAACUUCUGGAUGGAGGACCCAAGCGAGGAAGCCACGAAGCAGCUGUUGCGGGAUGUUUACAACUUUGCCAAGGACACGGUCAAAUCCACCGAGACGCCCGGUUCGGGUCCUCUGAUGACGGUACUCGACCAGCGACUGAAUGGCAAGGAGGCGGGCGCCCGCCGUAUGAUUCAGACGGUCAACCAGAACACGCCAGCUCCCAUCAUGCCAAAGAACAUGAAGAAGCUCAAGUUCCUCGACAUCGACGUUACCGAGUUCGCCCGCCAGCUCACGAUUAUCGAGUCCCGUCUGUACGGCAAGAUCAAGCCAACCGAGUGUCUGAACAAGACCUGGCAGAAGAAGGUUGGAGAGGGAGAGCCAGAGCCUGCUCCGAACGUGAAGGCCCUAAUUCUUCAUUCUAAUCAAAUGACCAAUUGGGUGGCUGAGAUGAUCUUGUCACAGACCGACGUGAGGAAACGCGUCGUUGUCAUCAAGCACUUUGUGGCGGUUGCCGACAAGUGCCGUGGGCUCAACAACUUUUCGACCCUCACAUCCAUCAUCUCCGCCUUGGGUACUGCGCCUAUUGCCCGCCUCAAGCGGACAUGGGAUCAAGUGCCGCAGCGCAUUCACGCCACCCUGGAGACGAUGCGUAAGUUGAUGGCCAGCACCAAGAACUUUGGCGAGUACAGAGAAGCGCUGCACGCCCAGCAGCCCCCCUGCAUUCCCUUCUUUGGUGUUUACCUGACCGACUUGACCUUCAUCGAGGACGGCAUCCCGUCCAUCAUCAAGAAGACUAACCUCAUCAACUUUGCCAAGCGAGCGAAGACGGCCGAAGUGAUCCGGGACAUUCAGCAGUACCAGAAUGUGGCUUACUCGCUCCAGCCGGUCCCCGAGCUCCAGGAUUACAUACUCAGCAACAUGCAGGCGGCGGGAGACGUGCACGAGAUGUACGACAAGAGCUUGCAGAUUGAGCCGCGCGAGCGGGAAGACGAAAAGAUCAGUUUUGGCCGAGUCUGGGUUCCUAUGAAGAGCGAAAGGGGGAUGCGAUAUACUUGACCUCUACAGUUUUACGACGGGCUUCUACGGUGCGAAUGUCGAUAUUGGGACGGUACAUGGAUCAUGGACGGUCGAGAUGUGUGGAUGUUCAUGUACUGUACGACAAUGGGGUCCAAGGGCGGGAUGAUGGAGCUGUCGAUUGUAUUUGACAGGGUUUUCUGGGAGCUCCUGGGGUUCGAUUUCGACCUCAAGAGAGAGG